Molecule: messenger RNA, 2225 nt
Organism: Gadus morhua (Atlantic cod)
Lineage: Eukaryota; Metazoa; Chordata; Actinopteri; Gadiformes; Gadidae
Gene: cxxc1b
Product: CXXC finger protein 1b
Exons: 14
Coding region: 238-1791 (517 amino acids)
Biological process (GO): positive regulation of DNA-templated transcription
Cellular component (GO): Set1C/COMPASS complex
Molecular function (GO): DNA binding; zinc ion binding
Source: RefSeq, a predicted model, not a curated record
GAACCGCUCUGGGCAUCAUUGAGCAUGCGCCUCAUUUCAACGAGAAGAAACGAGUUCAGCCGAUUGUCAACGAUGUUGAACAUCCGGAUCAACAAACUCAACGGUGCCUUCGAAGAGCUAAUGCUAACUACUUGGCUUCAAAGAUAAAAAAUAUUUUUUCCAAGUGCACUCUUGGUUUCCGAAGAUUUGAUUUCAACACAUUUGCAGCGAUAUCGCGGACCACGCAGACCCCAAAUAAUGGACAGCGAUCUUUCCGACUCCGAGCCCAUGCCGGGGCCUGAGAGCGGUAUGGAUGGCGAGAAUUCACCGCUGUACUGUAUAUGUCGUAAACCAGACAUCAACUGUUUCAUGAUUGGCUGUGAUAACUGUAACGAGUGGUUCCAUGGCCACUGCAUCAAUGUGACUGAGAAGAUGGCCAAGGCAAUCAGGGAGUGGUACUGCAUGCGAUGCAGAGGUAAAAAUUCCUCUUUGGAGAUAAAAUACAGAACAAAGAAAUCAAAGGAGAGGGAUUCUGAGCCAGAUCGUGCUGAAAAGUAUUACAGCAACAGUAACCCAAGCACUCCAGAAUACAGGAGUGAGCGUCGACGUGGGUCUAAGGUGAAGCGUUCUGUGCGUAUGUGCGGAGAGUGUGAGCCAUGUAAGAAGACUGUAGAUUGUGCUCAGUGUGACUUCUGCAAGGACAUGAAGAAGUUCGGGGGCCCAAACAAAAUACGCCAGAAAUGUCGGUUCAGGCAGUGCGUGGUGCGAGCCAGGAAAAUGCUGCGUGUGAAAGAGGAGGAGUUCAAUCAACGAGAGCGGCGCAAGAACGCGCACAACCGGCGCAGGCGAUACUCAGAUGACUACGACAGCGAGGCAGAGCUCUACCAGAAGUACAAAUCCGCGGGGGGAGAGGACAACAACAUGUCGUGGAUGAGCGACGAGGAUGAGGAACUGCCCUACAGCCCCGUCAUGAGAAAGAAGGCCGUGAAGGUCAAGCACGUCAAGAGACGAGAGAAGAAGUUUGACAAGAAAGUCCACCAGAAAGAGUCACGGCGUCACAAGCAGAAGCAGAGGCACAAGGAGAAGACCAGGCACAGUGACAGGCCGGAGGCAAAGGACAACAGUGGCCUGCACCAGUGUCUGGGGCCCAGCUGCGUCAUGGCAUCACGACCAAACUCCAAGUACUGCUCAGAGGACUGUGGCAUGAAGCUGGCAGCCAACCGGAUCUACGAGAUCCUCCCUCAGCGCAUCCAGCAGUGGCAGCAGAGCCCCUGCAUCGCCGAGGAACAGGGCAAGAAGCAGCUGGAGCGCAUCCGCCGGGACCAGCAGAACGCCAGGCUACGUCUCACGGAGAUGGAGCGGCGCUUCCACGAGCUGGAGGGCAUCAUAGCCAAGGCCAAGCAGCAGAUGGUGCUGCAGGACGAGGAGACGAAUGAGGGCGAUGAAGACACCGACCUGCAGAUAUUCUGUGUAUCUUGCAGUCACCCAAUCAACCCAAAAGUUGCGCUGAGACAUAUGGAGCGAUGUUAUGCCAAGGUGAUUUAUAUUAUGAGAGCCAGACCUCGUUCGGCUCCAUGUACCCUACGAGAAUUGAAGGAGCUACCAGGCUAUUCUGUGACGUUUACAAUCCACAGAGCAAAACGUACUGCAAGAGACUUCAGGUGUUGUGUCCAGAACAUUCCAGAGACCCUAAGAUCUCCACAGAAGAGGUGUGCGGCUGCCCGUUGGUUCGUAACGUGUUUGACCCGACGGGAGAGUACUGCAGAAUCGGCAAGCGCAAGUGCAACAAACAUUACAACUGGGAGAAGCUGAGGAGAGCAGAGGUGGACCUGGAGCGGGUCAGGGUGUGGUACAAGUUGGACGAGCUCUUUGAGCAAGAGCGUAACGUCAGGACCGCCAUGACCAACCGUGCUGGCCUGCUCGCUCUCAUGUUGCACCAAACUAUUCAGCAUGACCCGUUGACAACAGAUCUCCGUAGCAACAAGGACAGGUAGCCUGCCUGGUCCACACUGCGCCUAACAGGGCAUUUCUGUACAUAAUGAGUCUUUCGAGAGCUGUGGUGUGUUAAUCGAACCUUUCCUACCUAUUAUUCCAAGAGAUUUUCCAAACUUGAUUAUUUUGACAAUUGUACUCUUUCUUAAAGCUAAAGUGCUAUAUUUUUCUUGAAUGUUGGAGAUGGAUUAUUGAUGAGUGGAUACCAUUAUGCCCUUCACUGCCUAAAAUAAAUGAAUAAAAAAUAAACUCAA